Molecule: messenger RNA, 579 nt
Organism: Homalodisca vitripennis (glassy-winged sharpshooter)
Lineage: Eukaryota; Metazoa; Arthropoda; Insecta; Hemiptera; Cicadellidae
Product: venom peptide HsVx1-like
Exons: 3
Coding region: 134-427 (97 amino acids)
Source: RefSeq, a predicted model, not a curated record
UUCCAGCAUCUCUGUCGUGCUUGGCCUCAUUUCGUUUUCUAUCACUCACCUGUCGCUGACCCUGUCUCCAAUAUAUCGUUUUAUUUUUGUAAAACAAGCUUGUAAUUUUUUUCAAAGGUUCCAAGUUUAAAUUAUGUGUAACAUAAAAAUUACAUAUUUUUGUUUUCUUUUCGCCAUUUACUAUUUGUCUCCUGGUUUGUCAUAUCCUCCAUGUGUGGAAGGCGGCCAGAAGCAUCCCCCAGGGUCAGAGUGGACAAGUGUGGUCAAUGGAGAGUGUAAGGGAUGGAGUUGUUCAGCAACAGGUGAACUCUCCAUGUCGCAGUGUCCACAAUACAGGCUAUACGAAGGCUGCUACUUGAUUCCAGGAGAUCUGACCAAGAGCUACCCCGACUGCUGCCCCGAGCCGUUCUGUCCGGCGCCGCCAUAGGGCGAGCUGAAUACAGAGUUUAUAAUACAAACAUUAGCAAGUGUCAUACAAGUUUAACAAGUUAUGUAAUUCCAUGAUUUUUAUAUCUACGUGUCUCAAUUUUUAUGAACUUAAAAUAUAUAUAAUAUGAUAUAAAGGUAUAUUACUGUAAA